Bolinopsis microptera is the source of this 560-nucleotide messenger RNA. RefSeq lists its product as uncharacterized. The record is from RefSeq and is a predicted model, not a curated record. The transcript has 5 exons. The coding region runs from base 15 to 560 and encodes 181 amino acids. NCBI's taxonomy places the organism in Eukaryota, Metazoa, Ctenophora, Tentaculata, Lobata, Bolinopsidae.
CUAUAAUAUUGGCAAUGGUGACAGGAGCUCAAUCGCUUACUUGUUGGAAAUGCGUGGACGCAAAUUUGAAAUCAGGGGUUAAAAAUGCCUGUAGCAAAUACAGCGUUCAACAGUGUCCGGUCGACAAAGACGUGUGCGGAUCUCUUGUCACGACCUUCUAUGAGGGUGACAAGUUCAGCUAUAUGAAAAGUUAUAAAUGCAUGAAGAAGGCAGAUGUGUCAUCAGACUUGGCUAAAUGUAGGGGAUUAAAAUCUGAAUUUGAAAAUGCUUUGGACGAUUUAAAGGAUUAUGCCUGUGCAAUUGAAACAUGCAACUAUGGCUUGUGUAACGGACUUAUCGUACCAGAAAAGCCUUGGUGGAAAACGGAGCCUACGGAAGCUCCGGAGCCUGAUGCGAAUUAUCAACUUAUAGACUCUGAUGACAGGCAGGCCUCUCAAAGUAGUACCCCAUAUGACCACGGCGAUGCAGCAAGAGCAAUUGAUGGCAACAGAGCUAGUAGUUAUCCCCAAGGGUUGAAGCCUUUAGUGGAAGCAAUUUGGUUAAACAGUGUGGUAAAAUAG